Molecule: messenger RNA, 582 nt
Organism: Funneliformis geosporum
Lineage: Eukaryota; Fungi; Glomeromycota; Glomeromycetes; Glomerales; Glomeraceae
Source: the annotation of a GenBank genome assembly
AUGCCGUACAAAAACAACCAAUUAAUAGCAAUGUCGAGGGUCAGAAUUAUAUCGAUAUUACAAAGUGCCUUAGCUGGCAAUGCAUGGACAAAGGAGAAACCGAAGUCACCGUGUCGUCUUGUGAUCCCAAACGUUCAACCUAACGAAGCAAGAAUUCCGGAAACAGUGUCCCUUGUGCCGAAUGGUGAAAAGCAGGAUGAAUCUCAAGAAGAUCGCAACAUUCCGAGUCUGAAAAAUCCGCUUAUGUUAGUCGAAAUGAUCGCAAAUAAAAAAGAUCGUAAACGUGUUGCAAAUCAUUUUAACCGUGAUGGACGUGGGGUUCCUUCGACUUAUUGCUUCGGUCGUGUGUUCGAAUGGGACUCGAUGUGUAAUGUUUUAUGGUCGCUUGGAAAUUAUUUGAGUGUGGCGUCAAAGGAAUCUCCGACUAGACGUUUAAUAUGGGGUUUAGAGUACGAUGGAACUGUUACAGAAUUUGAGGACGCUAUGGAUGAUUUACCAAAUGAAAUAACCUUUGACAAACCUGCUACAAAAACGAUUGAUAUUGCAAAGAAGAAAAAGAAUUCGAAAAAAAAACAACAUUGA